CCCUCCCGCGCCAUGGCAGCGUUGUUUUUGGUCGUCGUCGUCGCGUGUCGAUGCUUCACGCACGGCUUCGUCUACGACCGGUUCUCAGACGACGAGACGGACACGGACACACGUGACGUGGCGAGUGGCAGCGGCCUGUUUGCAGACGGCGAGAACGUGCCCGCAAACGACAGCAGGGAGAACUCUAAGAUGCCGGUUAGAAUUAAGUUAAUACAAAAGAAGAUGGACCUCCCAACCAACGACACUAUGGGAAACUCUACAGGGUCGGGCAUUACGCGAGUAGAAAACGAAACGAACAUCCCGACAAACGACAGCAAAAGCGACGACGACGCUAAGAUUAUCCUCAUAAAAGAGGAGUACAGACCACAGAGCGACGAGCCUCCGGCUGCGAGGAUGAGGACGACAGACAGUGAUUUCAUGCACUGGUACCGGUCCCUGCUGCGUCCCACUCGACCUCCAUGCUCAACUCGGAAUAUCACACUCAACACCGAACAUAUCAACUGGGUGGGAAUGGUCUUGAGAGAUGUCCGUAGCGGGAAAAUGCGUCGAGUCCGGCAGAUCAUACUCCCGUUCAAGAGCUUCAAUCUGACGGUCUGCGACGGCACCUGCAGGGGGAAGGACAUCGAAAGUCGAGUUCGAUUCCGGGGACUCAACCCGAAGCUCUUGGCUCGCCUUGACAACGACGUUGCCGUGAAACUGGGACUAGAGACGUCGCCGUGCUGCGUGCCGGCAGAAACGACGCCUCUGACGCUAGAGAUUCGUACAAACUAUGUAACUGAACAGGGAAACCUUAGCUAUGGAAUAGUCGAAGGGCUCAAGAACGCGGUCAGAUGCAUGUGCAUGUGAGCAAUACUAUCAGUAGCAGAGGAAGCCGGACUGAGACACACCGUGCAGACACCAACGGAUCCUCUUGCUGUAGAUGAGUACUGAUAGAUAGUAGAAGAAUAACAAUGCGAUAGGGUAUAGCGUGUAACUUUUCGAGCGCUGGUUGCUUGCUGAAAAAUUUUGCUCUUUUGUAGACAGUAAUAUCUUUCUAGACUUAUACAUAAACGGUAUUAAUCAUCUGCGGAUGUAUGCAUGGAGUUAGCUUUAGCUGUACGUACGAGUUGAGGUUGUCAAACCGGUAGAUUUAGUUGGGUAGUAGAGCUAGAAUAGAGUUACUCUAGACUAACACUAAUACAUUUGCCUUUGUUUCUUUACUCUAAACGGAAAAUGCUUGGACUUGCU
Molecule: messenger RNA, 1227 nt
Organism: Corticium candelabrum
Lineage: Eukaryota; Metazoa; Porifera; Homoscleromorpha; Homosclerophorida; Plakinidae
Exons: 1
Coding region: 13-846 (277 amino acids)
Source: RefSeq, a predicted model, not a curated record